GCCUGCUAUUCCUUCAUCAUGCAACGGUUACUUUUUUUUUAUUUUUAUUUUUUUAUUUAGAAAGUAGCCGUUCAACGGCUACUUAUUUAUUUAUUUAUUUUUAACAUAUUUUUUAUUAUAAAUAUAAUUUUGGUUUCCAAAAAUUUACCAACACAAAUUUCUCUCACUUUUAUUUUCUCUUCAAUUUGAAAUUUCUCUCUCACAAUUUCAUCAUUUUAUUCCUAUACUUUUAAUUUUUUUUCAACAAUUUUUUCUCAUUAGCAUUUUUUUUACAAAAUAUUUAACUCAAAAUUUCAUCUUUUUACUUCAAAUUACAAUUGUUUAGGCCAAAUGGAUCCUAAUCAUUUUCAUUAUCAACAAGCUUUUUUCAAUUACAUGCAAAAUUAUCAAAAUCCUAAUCCUCAAAAUUCUCAAAUUCCACCGGUGCCAACAAACCCCGCCAUAUUUCUUCCGUCACCAAACAAUCCAAAUAUGUAUCCUAUACCUCAAAUGAAUUCUAAUAGUAUGGAAUUCUCUACUCAAGUUCCACCAUUUUCUACUCAAGUCCCACCAUUUUCUACUCAAGUUGGUACUGAAAAAGAAGAAAGGGUUGUCGUUAAAAAAAGAUCUCGAGAGCAAUUUACAAGGGAAGAGGAUAUACUACUUAUCCAAUCAUGGCUCAAUGUUUCAAAGGAUCCAAUUGUGGGAGUUGAUCAAAAGGCUGAGAGUUUUUGGUUAAGAAUUGCUGCUAGUUAUAACCAAUAUCGUGGGCAAUUGCGGGAAAAGUUAGGGGGACAGUUAAAAUGUCGACGGCAUAGAAUAAAUGGCAUGGUUCAAAAAUUUGUUGGGUGUUACAAAAUUGCUCUUAAAGAAAAGAAAAGUGGGACAUCCGAGACCGAUGUCAUGGCAGAUGCACAUGCUAUUUUUGCUCAGGAUCAAGGUACAAUAUUCAAUCUUGAGUAUGCAUGGCGAUUGUUAAAAGAUGAAGCUAAAUGGCGCAUCGUCGAAGAAUCGAUUGGAAGUUCUGCAAAAAUAACAAAGACUUAUGCUAGUGGGGCAUCAUCGGAGAACCCAGAUACAACUUCAAGUUAUGAGUUUAACUCAUCAUCACCAAUGGAGCGUCCAAUGGGACAAAAAGCAGCAAAAAGGAAGGGUAAGGCAUCAGAAAUUCCAAAUGCAACGCAAGAUGCAAAGAAUAAAAGAGCAAUAACAAUGGACAGACUUGCGCAAGCUAAGGAGGACGAGCUAGAAUUAAGGGUAGUGCAAAUGAUGAUGAAAGACACUUCUACUAUGAACGAUAGUCAACGAGAUAUUCGUGAAAAAUAUUGUAAUAAGAUGAAAAAAAAAUAUGGAAUGUAGUUAGUAUCACUUAUGUAAAAUGGUCAUUAGUACCACUUUAAUUUAUCAACACCUAUGUAAAAUGGUCAUUAGUACCACUUUAAUUUAAACUAGCCGUUAUUCAAACUACCACUUUAAUUUAAACUAGCCGUUAUUCAAACUAGCCGUUAUUCAAACCAUUAUAUAUACUACCACUUAUGUCAUUGUUCUCUCAUUCUCAUCUUAUUCUUCUCAUUUUUCUC
Messenger RNA from Lathyrus oleraceus (garden pea), 1559 nucleotides. RefSeq names its product glutathione S-transferase T3-like. The transcript has a single exon. Lineage: Eukaryota; Viridiplantae; Streptophyta; Magnoliopsida; Fabales; Fabaceae. The coding region runs from base 331 to 1338 and encodes 335 amino acids. The record is from RefSeq and is a predicted model, not a curated record.